AUGAGACUUGCCUUUGCUCUUGCGGUGCUUUCCGCCAUUUGCUCUCCUCUGGCAUCGGCGAUCACUGAAGCCCCAGAGGGAUAUGGCAUAGACAUUCCUGAAUGGGAGAUCGAGAUUACCCCCGGUGGCAACAGAGUCAUCUUGAACGGCACGAUUGAAGAAGCCCAUGAUGAAAUCCUCAAACUCAACCCAAAGUGGGACGAAGAAUUCCUCGCCGACUUGCCCGUCGAGGAUCAACCCGCUACACUGGUCAAACGAACCGAUUUCUACGGCGCCAAGUAUGUGUGCGGCAAGUGGACAUCUGCACGGUAUAAGCCAAUCUCCAAUGGUAUCAAGUACCUCCGUGGAAUCAAAGGUAAUCCUAGAGCUGGACCUGGCCCGAGUAAUUGUGCUCGAGUGAGCUGCUCGUACAAGUCUGCCAUCUGGUGGUGCAAUGAUUCCAAGAGCUCAAAGACUCUCAACUCCUUUGGAAGCAUUGCUGAUGGUGCUUUAUACGUGCUAGGCCACUGUACAAACAGUGGCGCUGGCAUCUCGAACCCCACGGUUGAUGGGCAGGCAUUUCAUAAAACCGACUGGAAUGUUAUCGUCAAAGGCGCUAGCUGUUAG
Molecule: messenger RNA, 606 nt
Organism: Penicillium nucicola
Lineage: Eukaryota; Fungi; Ascomycota; Eurotiomycetes; Eurotiales; Aspergillaceae
Exons: 3
Coding region: 1-606 (201 amino acids)
Source: RefSeq, a predicted model, not a curated record